Messenger RNA from Lentinula edodes (shiitake mushroom), 5481 nucleotides. RefSeq lists its product as uncharacterized. Gene Ontology annotation, biological process: peptidyl-threonine phosphorylation; peptidyl-serine phosphorylation. Lineage: Eukaryota; Fungi; Basidiomycota; Agaricomycetes; Agaricales; Omphalotaceae. The transcript is spliced from 15 exons. The record is from RefSeq and is a predicted model, not a curated record. Bases 1 to 5481 code for a protein of 1826 amino acids. Gene Ontology annotation, molecular function: protein serine/threonine kinase activity; protein serine/threonine/tyrosine kinase activity; ATP binding.
AUGUCAACUCCGCCGUCGCCGCGCGCACAUAACAAAUCUUUGCAAAGGAAGAGGGAUCGACCGCCGGCUCUUGACAUCCACGAAUUGCAACAAAAUAAGCCUUCUUCGGAUACCGAUGUCUUCCUUCGUGCAGCAGCCGUACAGCCCAGUGUCCAUGUUGAACUUGCACCUUCAGAAGAGGAACAGCCUGUAGAUUCGGAUUAUCCUCAGUCGCGUGCUGGCUCGGCAACUUCUUCUUUAGAUCCUUACUACUUUGGGAUCCAGUCUCCUUCUGAUUCACCUGUCCCUCCGCUACCUACAAGUGGCGCUUUCAGUAUUCGAACACCCAACCGGUCGCCCUUACAGGAACCAUAUACACCGGCAAAAGAUCCCUCUUCAAUUGACAGACGCGGUUUGGUCGGUGUGGGCGAACUCACUACACCAAGGUGGACUCGGAAUGAGCAAGCUGAACGAACUCCAGCAAGUGUGGAUGACAAUGAAGACUAUCAGAUAGUAGCAUCUGGCAACGAGAAUGAUGAACAGGACGUCCCGGACAGUCCUUGGACUAUUGAAGCAGUGGAUGGGGAAAUGUCUGAGAAGGAAGAAUUGGUAGAGGCCAAAUCAACCCAUAGGCUACGAGGGAGGCCGUCGAUGACGGAAGAAAGCGGGGGAGAAGAAGUUCUCUACCCUCGAAAGCCUUCGACAGCCGUCCCAAGGCUACCUGAUCUGCCACCUGCAGAUACUUUCAGCUCUGCCUUUUCCAUUUCAUCUGCUCCAGUCGAUGCCGUUGUUGUCAAUUCUCCUCCACCAAGCGCCUUCUCACAACCGCAGCAGCGCAAGGCCAGGAAACGAUCUUCAGACGAGUUCGAGAUGGACCAAACAGGGUUACUUGUAACCAGGCGUGUUUCCUCCACAGAUAGAUCCAAGGAGGAGAAACCCGUUUCACGCAAGCACCGAAGUGUAACGGCUACUGUCUCGCCGCCCUCAUCGCGUGAUGGGCGGGGCAAAGAGCGACGUAGAGAGAGCUCUGGACUGACCAUGAGUAGUAGCAGUAUGAAGUUGAAGCCCCAUAGUCGGCAUGCCUCACUGAGUUCAUCUUCCUCUAACAUGGGAGACAACAAGCGCGCCACUACAGGAGCAGAUUACUCACAUCUGCCCCCUUCACCAUCAACUUCCUCCAUCCAACACUUCUUGAAGAAUACUGGUGCCGGCCCCAAUACACCUCCAUUAAGCGCAUCAAAGGAAUUAGGUCAUCCGUCGCCUAGCGUGGCUCACUCCCUUCUUCGAGGUACCCAAGAAGGCUGGUCUGGGAUGGGUGACGAGGCCACUGCUGAAGCUUUGCGAAAAUUAGACGGAUUGUCUGGGAAGACUGCUCGCGCGCGUGCCAGCAUUGGUAGUUUCGGACGUCCGCAUAGUCAAAGUCGGCCCGGUACGCCGGCCAGUAGGACGGGAACGGGUACUCAAUGGGAAGGUGUAGGCUCUUCCAGUGACGGUGGGGUGAAGCGUAGAGGUAGUAGUCAUCGGGAGAGCGCGAACAGUGUCAAGGAGAAGGAGUCACGCUCGGUCGUUGGUCUGGGCCUUGGUAUCAUGGGUCCUAACCUCGACGUGGAGCCUAUCGGAAGUGCAAAUCCUAGCAGCGACGAACAGCCUUUGAAAUAUGCUCCUUCCAUCACUGUUGAGAAGACCCCAAAGAAGUCAGGGACAGCAAGUGCCCGAUCCAGUUUCACACCGAAACGAGGUUCCACUUCUUCGGCAACUAAUACUAGCACCCCUACCACGAGUUCUCGGGAUUCUGUGACCAUGUCGGCAGCGACGAGCAUGACUUCCAUGUCAUCUGUUCGACAUUCUGUCAGCAAAACCAGGAGGAAUAGUGCCGGCAGCGACGUCUCUAGUAUACAUUCCAGCGAUGCAAACUCUCUCAAGGACCGCGUUGCUUCCAUUGCUUCUAACGGUGAUGGAAAUGAAGAUGAUAUUGUGCCUCCUGUCCCACCUCUCCCCAAAGAUUUGUCAACAUAUCGUACACCGCCAGCGACUGCAGUCAGUCUCUCCUUUCCUCAUAUCCAGGAAGACAAGCCGCGUAACAGUCACGACAGCGACCGCGGCGCGGCCUUGAAGGUCGCUCCUUUAAAUGAUGCGGGAGGGUCAUCUAAACAGACGUCCAAUCGUCGCCAGAGUCAACCUAUUGCCGCGUCCGAACCUCCUCUUGCAGUCCCGAAGACACCUUCGAAGAAAUGGAGUUUCUCCAAUGCUUUGAAUCUGAAAUUGACAGGCUCUCCUUCUUCUAAAUCUUCAGGAUUCCCGGUAAGCUCACAAGCUGUUGCAUUUAACAGCCAGCAAUCUCAAUCGCACCCUUCUCAGUUGCGCAAGUCGACGUCGAAAGAGCAAGCUCUCUCCCCAUCUGUUGUUCCAGCUAAGAGUCCUUGGUCCCCAAGGCAUCCUGACGCAAUGGGAUCCGCCGCUUCAUUGACAUCUCUCUCAUCUGUCGGGUCUGUACGUACCCCAGCCGUUGCAUCUACUGCUAACACUCCCUCUGCUGUUUCGAGUAGAGCUGGCACCAACUCUAGUGCAACUCCUCAAACCUAUGCUGGUCCUUUGAGCCCUUCCUCGUCUAUUCAUCGCAAUCAGUCUAAGCGGCUUACACCUUCUUCGAUUCCUUUCUUCCUACCUUCCAAUACCAUCUCAGCAACAUCCCCGAUUGACUCUGCGACCUCUCCGAUGCCGGAUUAUGCCACUCAAUCCACCUUAUCAUCUGUUCUGAGCUUAGGGUCCCUUCUGAAAUCUAGCUCGAGGAAGAGUCUGCAUGGCGAUUCUUCAAAGGAGGUUGCGAGAGAAUUACAAAAAGUGAGAGAUGCUGCCAAGGAGUCAGAGAGGGAGGCUGUUCGAGUAGACAAGGAGAGGCAAAAGAGAGAAGAUAAAGAGGGAAGGAUAUCUGUGCUUAUGGGACGCAAACGCGGAAAAACUCUUUCAGCGGCUGAUCCCAAAAAGCCACGCUCUCCUCCGGCUUUGCCACCUAUGCAAAUGUCUGCUUUAGAGCCUGCAACGGCUCAAAGAGUAGCACGACUAAAGGCUCCUGGUACAACUGCCACUGCUCCGACUGCUUCCAGUAUUUCGCGUGUUGCCUCGACUUCGUCUCGAGCCACGUCUCAGACUGCUAGCUCUAUGCAAAAGCUCUCAGAUACCUCCCUUCGCACACGUAACCAGCUGCCGACCAUUGCUGGUUCGCCGUCUGUUGGAACAAUAACAGCGACUACUAAGGAGAACAAGGAGCCGCCACCGUCCACAUUGAUGAACACUGUUUCAGGAAAUCCUAAAGAAACCCCCACGAAAAUUCCUCGCAUCUCAAGUCGCACAUCUGCUAUUUCGCCUCCAUUGAAAAGUGGUAAUACGACUCGCCGUGCGAGCGGACUGGUUUCUUCUACGAAUCCGUCUCCAACUGCCAGUCAAUCUACUAAUGAAUUCGGGGUAAUUGAGAAUGGCGAUGGGCCGACUCCGAAAAUGACCUCGAAGACUGCUUCCACUAGGAACUCUCCUUCAGCAGCUGCCAAUACCUCUACUUCUCGGGUACCGCGGCAAGUUUCUAUUAGCACGUCAACCUCUGGAAGUAUCCUUCCACGAAAAAGCAAUAGAGAGUCGAUAUCAUUUGGUCUGCGGAAGGCUUCAACUGGCUCUGUGGCUUCAAUGUCAACAGCUGCUAACACUAGUACAACAGCGAUGAACGAGACUUCGACUUCUCACCACCGGUUUUCCGCUCUUUCCCCAUCAAGAGGGCUCAAACUGCUCAGUCCAAAGAUUUCUUUGUCAUCUGCUCGUUCUUCGCACGCGAGCAGCUCACAAAGCGUUGCUCCUGCUGCCACUCCGACAUCUAGUAGGCAGUCAUUGACCACGCCUUCACCCGCUCCGAGCUCGGUAGAUGAAGAGGAACAAGCCGGCGAUGAAGAAAUGCUACAAUAUAUCAAGCGACAACAGUCUCACAAACUGCAAGCUGGUGCCACGCAGGAAGAGCUUGACAAACUUUUGAAAUUUCCUGAACCGAUUCCACCUACUAGCCCUAAGACACCUCCAGCGGUCUUGAAAAGUAGCCAAGAUCAAUACCUAUGCGAUUUUGAACGAACGGAGAUCCAGGAUUAUCCCAAUGUGUAUUAUAUCGGUGCUCGCAGCAAGAAACAUGACGCUUCCCUGGACCACACGACCAACAAUUAUGGUUAUGAUGAUGAUCGUGGAGAUUAUCUAGUGGUCAACCAUGAUCAUCUCGCAUAUCGAUAUGAAGUCAUUGACACUCUAGGAAAAGGUUCAUUUGGGCAGGUUCUUCACUGCAGGGACUAUUGUACCGGAGAAUCAGUCGCUAUCAAGAUAAUCCGCAACAAGAAAAGAUUUCAUCACCAAGCUCUCGUAGAAAUUAAAAUCUUGGACAAUCUUCGUAAAUGGGAUGCAGAAGAGAAACACCAUGUCAUCAAAAUGACAGAACACUUCUACUUCCGAAAUCAUCUGUGUAUCGCGAUGGAACUACUAAGUAUCAAUCUUUACGAACUUAUCAAGGCAAACGGCUUUGUAGGCUUCACUACAGCACUUAUACGACGUUUCACGAGUCAAAUGUUAAUGUCGCUGACUCUCAUGCGCCACCAUCGCAUUGUUCACUGCGAUCUCAAACCCGAAAACGUUCUACUACGUCACCCUGCAAAGAGUGCCAUUAAAGUGAUAGAUUUUGGUAGCAGUUGUCUGGAACACGAGAAAAUCUACACUUACAUCCAAAGUCGGUUCUAUCGUUCGCCGGAAGUUAUUCUAGGCAUGAACUACCACAUGGCCAUCGACAUGUGGAGCUUAGGGUGUAUUCUUGCGGAACUCUAUACAGGCUAUCCAAUAUUCCCUGGCGAAAAUGAGCAAGAGCAACUUUCCUGUAUCAUGGAGGUUCUUGGCGUUCCGGAUAAGGAAUUCGUUAAUCGUAGCUCUCGCAAAAAGCUCUUCUUCGAAACUAACGGCGCUCCUCGUGCGGUGAUAAAUUCGAAAGGCCGCCGACGUCGACCUGGUACCAAAACUCUUGCCCAAGUCUUGCGUUGCAACGAUGAAGAUUUCAUUGAUUUCAUUGCGAAGUGUCUUGUUUGGGAUCCGGAGCGCCGUAUCAAACCUCAGGCUGCCUUGCGUCAUCCUUUUAUCACGGCCGGCCGUAAACCAAAACCUCCACCGUCCUCUAGCAAGAGUACACUGUCCUCAUCCACUCUAAGUGGACGUAAGAAGGAAUUGAUGGAGACCCCGAAAAAAUCUCUCAUCGGCGCUCCCACUCCUCUUACUGCGCGUUCAUCGAGGACGACGGGCAAUGUGCUAACUACACCAAAUACCUCGACACAUAGUUCGACGCUCACCUCUUCAUCUCGCUCUUAUCGUACCUCACAGGCUCACAGCCUAUCGUCUCAUCAUUCAAAUCGUGUCCUGAAUGGCUAUGUGGUUUCCACUAACGAGUUCCGUAGGCAGCUGGAAAAUAAACUUUACUCAUCCCUAGUUCAAUAA